Hydra vulgaris (swiftwater hydra) is the source of this 838-nucleotide messenger RNA. RefSeq lists its product as uncharacterized. The record is from RefSeq and is a predicted model, not a curated record. Lineage: Eukaryota; Metazoa; Cnidaria; Hydrozoa; Anthoathecata; Hydridae.
UAUUUAAAGCUAUGUAUGCCAGAAGAGAUAGCAUUGUUAGAAGUGACGAAAGAUCGGUUAAUAACAUAAAAUCAAUCUUAGAUUUAAAACCAAGAAAUAAACAAAUUAUAAACUAUUGCAAAAGUCUUAUUAAUGUUAGGAUAUUUGGACAAAAUGAAACUGACAAUCCAUCUGAAAACAGCUCACAAGAAAAUGAACUUACUUUAUCGUAUUUUAUACAAUCAGCGGAUGCUUUCUUACGAUCUUUCGGAAACAACAUGGAAAUCACUGGACACGAAGAAGAAUUCAUUUACUACAUGCAAGGUUUAUUAGAAUUAAGAGGACUGAAAAAUCCGCAACGAUUUGUAACCGAUGUUAAAAAAUUCUUAGAAAUAUACAAAAAGAGAGGAUGUCCAUCUGAUCGUUUAAACCAUUUAGAUUACUGGGGAUCUCGGCAACAGCUUCUUGCAGGAAAAGUAAUAUCUGACUUUGUUGGUGAAGAUUAUGGACCUCUUGACCCAGUAUUUGGAGUUCUGUUGUGCCCAGUUGCAGGAAGAGUGGGUCCUGGUGAUAGUGGUAUUGUUCACGAACUACUUUUUGACGAUGAUGGACCUAUGGCUUAUCAUUCUGCCGUACAUGACGCUUUUGGAUAUUUGAUUUCAUAUCAUAAAAUUGGUCCGGGUUACAACUAUACUUGCGCAGGAGCUAUUCUAGAAAGCUCUUCCUGUGUGUCAGGUCAAUUUUCGGGGUUAAACUUUUGGAGAGACGUCUUAAAAAAAGAAAAGGAAAAAAUAAUUGAAGUCAUACUGUGAUAAUGUAUAAAUAGUUAAGUUUACAAGCAUAAAUGGUUUAAGUUAGA